Messenger RNA from Gracilinanus agilis (Agile Gracile Mouse Opossum), 1485 nucleotides. RefSeq names its product transmembrane protein 200A (gene TMEM200A). The record is from RefSeq and is a predicted model, not a curated record. The coding region runs from base 10 to 1485 and encodes 491 amino acids. The transcript has a single exon. NCBI's taxonomy places the organism in Eukaryota, Metazoa, Chordata, Mammalia, Didelphimorphia, Didelphidae.
UACAGAACUAUGAUAGCAACUGGUGGAGUUAUAACAGGCUUGGCAGCCUUAAAGAGGCAAGACUCCGCUCGAUCUCAGCACCAUGUUAACCUUAGUCCAUCGCCUGCGGAUCAAGAGAAGAAACCAGUUAGACGAAGACCCAGGGCUGACGUCGUGGUCGUGCGGGGCAAAAUCCGGCUUUAUUCUCCAUCUGGUUUUUUCCUCAUUUUAGGAGUGCUGAUCUCAAUUGUAGGCAUUGCCAUGGCAGUCCUUGGAUAUUGGCCACAAAAAGAACAUUUUAUAGACGCAGAAACCAGGCUGUCGACCAAUCAAACCCAAGUGAUCAGAAACCAAGGUGGCAUCAUGGUUCGCUUCUUUGAACAGCAUUUACACUCCGAUAAGAUGAAAAUGCUCGGCCCUUUUACAAUGGGCAUAGGGAUUUUUAUUUUUAUAUGCGCUAAUGCCAUUCUUCACGAAAACCGUGAUAAGGAAACCAAAAUCAUUCACAUGCGAGACAUCUACUCCACAGUCAUAGAUAUCCACACGCUAAGAAUCAAGGAGCAGAAGUUGAUGAAUGGUGUCUACACUGGCUUAAUGGGAGAGACCGAAGUAAAACAAAACGGUAACUCCUGUGCCUCAAGAUUGGCAGCAAAUACAAUCGCCUCUUUCUCGGGUUUUAGGAGCAGUUUUCGAAUGGACAGCUCCGCUGAAGAGGAUGAACUGACGCUCAGCGAGAGCAAGAGCGGCAGCCACCUCAUGCCCCCUUUGUUAUCUGACAGUUCCGUCUCUGUUUUUGGUCUUUAUCCAGCCCAUAACAAGGCAGCCGAUGACAAAAACAGUGGCAUUAAAAAAUGUGAAACUAAGUCCAUUGUAUCGUCCUCCAUCAGCGCUUUCACGUUGCCCGUGAUCAAACUUAAUAACUGCGUUAUCGAUGAACCCAGCAUAGACAACAUCACUGAAGACUCUGAGACUAUCAAACGCAGGUCUCGGAAUUUAUCCAUGGAUUCACUGGCUGUUCCCUUAACCAACAUAAAUGAAUCCUACCAGAGAGCCAGUUUAGGGCUGCCACGGAAUGAUUCCGCAGGGGAAUCUCUCUCCAACCAGUACAAAUCUUCUGUGGCUCUUGGACCUCGAACGGGACAGCUUCUGUCCCCGGGGGCCGCUAGGAAACAGUUUGGAUCCAACACCUCCCUGCAUCUGUUGUCUUCCCAUUCGAAAUCCUUAGACUUGGACCGGGGUCCCUCCACACUGACUGUCCAGGCUGAACAACGAAAACACCCAAGUUGGCCUCGGUUGGAUCGGAGUAACAGCAAGGGGUACAUGAAACUAGAGAACAAAGAGGACCCCAUGGAUAGGUUGCUUGUACCCCAAGCCUCCAUGAAAAAAGACUUUACAAAUAAAGAGAAGCUUCUUAUGAUCUCAAGAUCUCAUAAUAAUUUGAGUUUUGAACAUGAUGAAUUUUUGAGUAAUAACCUAAAGAGGGGAACUUCAGAAACAAGGUUUUAA